CUCAGGUUUCAGGAAGUCUUGAGGCUUUAACACAGUCUGUGUCUUUAACUGUCUGUCAUCAUUCAGUCAGUAUGGAGCUCAGUCAACUUCCUCUUGUGCUCUUGCUGAUUUCCAACAUCUACUAUGGACAAACUGAAGAAAGACCAAAAGCUAAAGUGAGCAUUAAACCUGGUCAACAUGUAUUCAGAGGAGAGACAGUCACUCUCAGAUGUGACAUUGAUGGUGAAGGAGUCACUAGCUGGAAGUACAGCUGGUAUAAAGACGGUUCAGACAGUGUUUUCAGUGAACUACAGGAACACACAUUCAGUUCUGUUACUAAGUCUGACAAAGGUAAAUACUCCUGCUAUGGAGCAGAGAGAGGAGGAUCACGAACAUCAUACUUCAGUGAUGAAGUUACACUGACAGUAUCAGAUAGACCCAAGGCAGUUUUAAGUGUUUAUCCUCAGAAGUGGUUGACUGAAGGAGAUCCAGUGACUCUGAUCUGUGAGGUUAAAGGCUCCUCUACAGGCUGGACAUUCAGCUGGUUCACUGUAACUGCUUCAUCAGACUACAGAAAUCGUUAUCAGCUGCUCUCAGACAGCAGCAGAGGAGCUGGAGGAAACUACACGGUCAGUUCUGCUGCUCUAAAUCACACAGGAGUUUAUGUGUGCAGAGCAGAGAAAGGAAAACCAGUCUAUGACACAACCUACAGCAACAAACAGCCACUAUGGGUCACUGGUGUUUCUCCUCCAGUCUCUCUGAUCAUCAGUCCCAGCAGAACUCAACACUUCACAUCUGUCUCUCUCUCUCUGAGCUGUGAGGACCAGAGUAAUUCUGAAAGAUGGAGAGUAAGAAGAUACACAGACAAUGAGCAACUGGAAGAUUGUUCAUCAUCUCUGUGGGGAACACAGACAGGAUCUACAUGUACAAUCAACUCCACCAGAACAUCAGACACUGGAGUGUACUGGUGUCAGUCUGAAUCUGGAGAGAACUAUCAUCCUGUUAAUAUCACUGUACACUUUUCUCAUUCAGAAUCUCAGAUCUCUGUCCUCCACACACUCAGUUCUGUACUGACAGUUUGUCCAUAUCUGAUAGUGACAGUCGUGCUGAUCUUCAAAUGCUGCAGGAUGAGAGUUUACCGUCCGCCGCUGGAUCUGUCGACAAGGACAGCUCCUGUAAAUGUAAGCGUACUGGCCAACCAAACAACCCAAGAAGAGUUUGGGACAAGAGGAGAGAAAGAGCGAGGAUCCCUAGACACGUUUGACUUGAAGCAGCGUUGGGCAGAAUGAUCACUCAUCCGUUAAAUCCAGGAUUUAUCCGUCUGAUUGAUGGCUGUCAGCAGUUGGGUAGAAGACAACAAAUCCCAUCAUUCCACGCUCCUUCUUAGCGUCAUCAAACCACACAAUUAUUAUUGUUUUGGUAGUGCGCCCUCUAGUGGCAGGUCCUACAACCUGUACCUUUAAUGCUGUUUGGCUGAAUGUGCAUGUGGUCAAAUUAACAUUUGUGUUUGUGUGCAUGCAUCACUGUCCUCCUUUGACUUGCAGCUAAUGGUUGUUAGAUUCAACAUGAACCAGAAUUUCAAACCCUUGGACUUCUGAGUGAAACGAGAAAUUUUACAAGAAUACAUGUGGAGCAGAAAUUGAUUUUACUCUGCAUUCCAUCAAUUUUCUUCUUUGUAAUUGCUAAAGAAUUAUCUGAUUUAUGUUAAAAAAAACAGUGACUCAACUAAACUGUUUGUUCAUAAAGUUUUGGAAGCUUAUCUUACAUUACUGCUUUUUGUUCAGUUGCUUUUCAGUAUUAUUGUAUCAUGAACUUUAAAGUUUAAUGUUUUUAUUUUGUUCUGCUUUAAUAUCGUAAUCUAGUUCAAUCUUUUACAGUAUAAGUCUUAGUGCAACUAUGUUAUGUAGCCUCUGUGAUGUUUGCCUGCUUUACAGCCACAUGAACAUGUAAUUUGUAAGCAUUUUUAUUCAUUAUUCUUUAGUGUAUUCUUUAUUCAUGACUUGUAUUGUUACAAUUCUCUGCAAGUUUUAUGUAUUUUGAACUGUUAUUAUUUUCUUUUUCAUUUCUUUUUUUU
Messenger RNA from Carassius auratus (goldfish), 2053 nucleotides. Its product is annotated as high affinity immunoglobulin gamma Fc receptor I-like. Gene Ontology annotation, cellular component: external side of plasma membrane. Lineage: Eukaryota; Metazoa; Chordata; Actinopteri; Cypriniformes; Cyprinidae. Bases 72 to 1268 code for a protein of 398 amino acids. Gene Ontology annotation, biological process: cell surface receptor signaling pathway; immune response. The record is from RefSeq and is a predicted model, not a curated record. Gene Ontology annotation, molecular function: transmembrane signaling receptor activity. The transcript has 8 exons.